AUGACCCAAUCGAGCCUCGCUAAACGGGGCUUCAUCAUCGAGUUGCGGAGGGGUUCAGGCUGGCAACUCACUACCCCGGGUCCGGCGCGCGGCCACCCAGACAGGGCAGAGUGCAGGUCUUCAUCGAGAAGCUCCCUCCACGAGAUCAUUUGUCGACCUUCGACCAACAGGCUGUGGCCUCGACUAAGGAGCUUCAUGGGACGGCACUCCUACAUCGACACGGACUUUAUGAAGCAGGUUGGCGACGCCUGUCUCGCAGACGAGCAGGUCCAGCGGGAGAUUGAAUCGCUGAAGCUGCCCAAGGGCGCGACGGUGGUAGUAGAGCCGUGGGCGUACGCCACCGACGGCGUCAGGGACAUGAAGGAACGGUGGACCAUGGGUUGGUUCUACAUGCGUCUAUCGGACCACCCAGAGGCCAACUACUACGCCUACCCACUCGACAUUUGCGCCGAGGUGUCGCCCGACCUCAAGGUCAGGAGCGUCUACCGCUUGCCAUCGGCAGCCGGGGACAAGAUGCACACGCGUCAGGCGGAAUUCGACGAGCGGAAAAUCGUCGACGCCGAAAAGAGCGAGUACCACCCCGACCUACUCACGAGCCACAGAACAACAACCAAGCCGUACCACAUUUCGCAGCCAGAAGGCCCAUCGUUCAGCACCGCGGGCAACCUCAUUACGUGGGAAAAGUGGACAAUGCGCAUCGGCUUCAACUACCGCGAGGGCAUGACGCUGCACGACGUGCGCUACGACGGCCGCAGCCUCUUUUACCGUCUCUCGCUCGCCGAGAUGUUUGUGCCGUACGCGGACCCCCGGGCGCCGUACCCGCGCAAGGCAGCCUUUGACCUCGGCAACGACGGCGCCGGCGUCAACGCCAACAACCUGGGCCUCGGCUGCGACUGUCUCGGGCAUAUCCGGUACUUUGACGGCUGGCUGACGACGGCGGCGGGCGAGCCGCUGCGGAUGCCCAACGUUGUCUGCUGCCACGAGAUUGACGACGGCAUUCUGUGGAAGCACACCAAUUUUCGCACGGGCAACGCCGUCGUGACGCGGUCGAGGGUGCUUGUGCUGCAGACCAUCAUUACCGUGAGCAACUACGAGUACCUGUUCCUGUUCUACUUUCAGCAGGACGCGUCGCUGUUCUACGAGGUGCGCGCAACAGGCAUCAUGUCGACGGCGCCGAUCAACAUCGGCGACACGGUGCCGUACGGGACCAUCGUGGCGCCGGGCACACUUGCACCGUACCAUCAGCACCUCUUCUGCCUGCGAAUCGACCCAGCGAUCGGCGGACACGCAAACUCGCUAGUCGUCGAGGAAUCGCACGCCAUGGCCUUCGAGGAGGAGGAGGACGCGUCCGGCGAGGACUAUAACCCCUUUGGCGUCGGGUACACGACAACGUCACAGGUCAUCGAAAAGGAGACAGGUCUCGAUCUCGAUUUUCACACGAACCGCGUCUUCAAGAUCGUCAACGAGGCGAAGAAAAACACCAUCACGGGCACGCCCAUCGGCUUCAAGCUGCUGCCAUGCUACAGCCAACUGCUCCUGGCACACCCCACGUCGUACCACGCGCGACGGUCCGAGUACGCGGCGCACGCGGUGUGGGUCACUCGGCAUGACGACGAGGAGCUGUUUCCGGCAGGCAGGCACACGAUGCAGUCGCUCGGCGGCGAAGGGAUCGCAUCGUGGAUUGCGGCGAGGCGUCAUGACGAGGCCAGGUCGUCGGUUCGAAACGAAGAUAUUGUGAUGUGGCACACAUUCGGGUCGACGCACAAUCCACGGAUUGAGGACUGGCCCGUCAUGCCGUGCGAGAAGAUGAUUGUCGGGCUGAAGCCGGUCAACUUUUUCCAAGGGAACCCGGCGUUGGACGUGGCCGUGUCGACGCAGGGGCGCAAUUGCAGUGUGCUGAUCAAUGGUGACUAA
Verticillium alfalfae VaMs.102 is the source of this 1914-nucleotide messenger RNA. Its product is annotated as copper amine oxidase. Gene Ontology annotation, biological process: amine metabolic process. Gene Ontology annotation, molecular function: copper ion binding; primary methylamine oxidase activity; quinone binding. The transcript has 3 exons. The record is from RefSeq and is a predicted model, not a curated record. The coding region runs from base 1 to 1914 and encodes 637 amino acids. NCBI's taxonomy places the organism in Eukaryota, Fungi, Ascomycota, Sordariomycetes, Glomerellales, Plectosphaerellaceae.